CGGCGCGGGAGACGGUGAAGGAGGCGGCUGCAGCAGCACCUGGGCCGGCGUUGGGACCAGGAAGUGCGAUAUGUUGCAGUAGACACCGGCUCUUGAAGUAGCUUGUGACAUUACCGGAGGAGAAUGGCGGAGUGGAGGAUUUGCGUCGUGGUUCUGCUCUUUGUCGGUUAUUGUCUUCUACAAGUUUGUGGGCCAGGGAACGUCACCUGUACUGUCACUCAGGGCACUGAUCAAACCACCUACAGCGUCCCAGAUGAGGGGGCAUCAGGCUGUAGCUAUUCGUGGGCCAACGCAAGUGACACAGGUCACUCCGUGCUCGCGAAUCAAGCAGAAUUAACUAAGGAUGGUCCAGUCAGGAUUGCGAACGUGAGCACCUUCAUCACCUCAGAAUGCUUCCCACAGGUCAUCUACAGGGGAGACUGUCUUUCAGAGAAAGAAGAGCACACAUCUAACUGCACCAUUGUCUGCCGUGAAAAGGUCGUGCCUCCGGAAGGACCUGAGUUCCUGGCUGGUUCUUGCUCUCCACAGUCCGCCCGUUCUCCUCAGUCUGAUUCGAUGAAGCUGUGCCAACUGAGGAUUCUCUUCAUCUUCUUCACUCUUCACAGUGACAUAGUCAAUCUGCAGCAGAAAGUCUUCAGCGGCAGCGCUGAUCCGCCUGCGUACCGACACCUGCAGCAGCUGCACGUCGCACAUGUUCCUCCUCUUGCGCACUUUGAGUCUCGAGCGAACAAAGUGAGCCAGGGUCUGGUAACAGGAGACAUCCGAGCUCAGAGCCAACAGUGA
This is a messenger RNA of Hippoglossus stenolepis (Pacific halibut), 783 nucleotides long. RefSeq lists its product as uncharacterized. Bases 124 to 783 code for a protein of 219 amino acids. NCBI's taxonomy places the organism in Eukaryota, Metazoa, Chordata, Actinopteri, Pleuronectiformes, Pleuronectidae. The record is from RefSeq and is a predicted model, not a curated record. The transcript is spliced from 7 exons.